Molecule: messenger RNA, 9863 nt
Organism: Lactuca virosa
Lineage: Eukaryota; Viridiplantae; Streptophyta; Magnoliopsida; Asterales; Asteraceae
Source: the annotation of a GenBank genome assembly
CCAAGAUUAAUGCAGUCAACAAUUAAUGUCAUAACAUUUGCCACCUACUUUCUUGAUAUUUUCAUAUUUAGAUUUCCCCGGAACUUCCUAUAUUCCAUCUAACGAACAUCAGUUGUGAAGUUUUUCCAUUCACGCUUAAUCAUAUCAUCAUAUUGUGAUUUGAGCAUUUUUUUUUCAAGCUUUUGCUGAUUUUACAUCCAUCCGAGCGGUUCCUUUCGAAGGAAAUUUUUUUUUUUAGCCUCUAAGUAGAGAGCCUUGCACUGGUAAACGGGUUAAGAUGAUGUAUUUGCUGCAGUCAUUCUCUAAAACCUAUUCAUAGAUUUAUCAAGAAAUUUAGAAGAGAGCUAGCUCCAAUCAUGUUCAAGAUCAACAUUUGAGGGGCGUUGACUGUGACUUUGGCUUUGGAGGUUUUUUCAAAGGCCAUCAGUCCUUUUGAUUGAUGUUAAUAUCUAUUGAAUAAAUCUUGAAAUCAAGAAACACUUCUUCUUUGGAUUUAAUGAAUGCAAUUCGUUGGCUCGGAGAGCUAUUAGAGGAAACACAUUGGAGUUUCGUGGUUGCGGUUGUGGUGAUUUAUGGUAUAAAUCAAGGGUUUGGUUAUGCUCUUGCUAAGGUGGGCACAGACUACUACAUGAAAGAUGUGCAGAAACUCCAACCAUCUGAAUCACAGGUUUACCUACAAAUCGCCAGAAUUCCAUGGGUUAUUAAGCCCAUUUGGGGUCUUUUUACAGAUAUUGUUCCCUUUUUCGGGUAUCACAGGAGGCCUUAUUUUAUUCUUGCUGGCAUUGUAGGAAUUCUAUCGAUGCUUUUCUUGUCAUUGCAUGAAAAGCUUCAUAUAGGACUAGCAUUGCUGUCUUUAAUGGCCGGGAAUGCUGGAGGUGCGAUAGCAGAUGUGACAGUUGAUGCGUGUAUAGCACAUCAAAGUGUUACUCAUCGGUCUCUUGCUCCACAUAUGCAAAGCUUAUGUUCCAUGAGUUCUUCAAUAGGAGCUCUUAUCGGAUAUUCUUUGAGCGGUGUCUUUCUUCAUUUAAUUGGUCCCAAGGGAGUUUAUGGCUUGCUAAGUAUACCAUAUGCCCUCAUGUUGCUGGUUGGCAUUUUGCUAGAUGAACAACGAGCUUUAACUGAUUAUACACAGGUUCCUAAGAAAUUUUGGGAUGCUAUUAUGCGUAUGUUGACAACUCUGAUAAGACAAGAUGUGUGGGGGCAGUGUUUUUAUAUGUUUAUCUCCUUUGCAUUGAGCUUGAAUAUCCACGAAGGCUUGUUCAAAUGGGAAACCGAUUCGAAAGCAGGCCCAUCUUUCUCCCAGGGGACAAAGAAUUAACACAGGGAAAGAGGCAAAUAUAUCUAUGUUUUAUUCACUGAUAAUGAGAGGAAACAUGGGACAAAAUACAAACAUCUGCCUAUCACUGAUAAUGAAAGGAAACAAACAUCUGCCUAUCAUUUUAAACUACACAACUUUGUAGAAAAAUAGGAAACAAACUUGACUAGUUGCCAAAGACCAGGAGCUCACUCAUUGAUAUCUUUGAUUUAUUCAAAGCUAAUAAAAACGUGCAUAAACAUGACAUUCUGAAUUAAACUUAACAUUUCCCCCCUUAAUUCUUAAUCUUCUCUACUCCAACUAAGUCUCGCAUCUCCUUAUGUUUUAUCCUUUCUAAUGACUUUGUGAGUAUAUCAGCCUUCUGACUUUUACCACAUACGUGAGUCACUGUUAUAUCACUAUUCUCAACACACUCUAUGAUGAAGUGAUACCUUGUGUCGAUAUGUUUACUUCGACAAUGAAAUACUGGAUUUUUAUUAGAUCAAGGGCUGAUUGAUUAUCAACAAACAAUGUUACCGGUGGCACUCUUUGAUCUGUGAUUUCUGUAAGAAGUCAUCUUAGCCAUAUACCCUGAAAAGCUACCAUAGUGGCAACUAUGUAUUCUGCCUCACAUGAUGAUAGUGCCAUAACUCUUUACAUAGAAAGCCAUUCCCCCUAUGCUUCUCCUACAUUAACAUCCUUAGUCAAGUCACUAUCAGUGUAACCUGAAAUGGUGACCUCUUUUCCUUCUUUUGUGUAGACUAAACCAUGAUUCAAGGUUCCUUUUACAUAUCUAAGGAUCCCUUUUACUGCUUGGAGAUUUUUUAUGGUGGGUUUCUCCAUAAAACGACUAACAACACCAACAACGAAUGUUAUAUCGGGUCGAGUAUGAGUGAGGUACCUUAGGAAACCAACGAUGCUUCUGUACUCAGUUGGGUUUACCGGCUUCUCGUCUCCAUCUUUGGUCAAAGUAAGUUUGUGCUCCAUUGGACUCUUGGUGGGGUUGCAAUCAAGCAUACGGGUUUUGACCAAAAUGUUCUUAGAAUAAGCUUCUUGCUUUAGUGUAAUCCUAUUAUCUUGUUGGUUUACUUUGAUUCCCAGGCAGUAUGUCAACAUACCAAGAUCACUCAUUUCAAAUCUAGCAUUCAUCACCUUCUUGAACUCCUUCACAGUUUCUAGGUUGCUACCUGUCACAAGCAAAUCAUCCAUAUAUACUCCAAUAAUCAUAGUACUUCCAUCCUUUGUUCUUGUAUACACCAAAUAUUCCUGUGCACAUCUCUUGAACCCCAGACUCAGGUACUUAUCUAUACAUGAGUUCCAAGCUCUGGGAGCCUGUUUCAACCCAUACAGAGCUUUUGUUAACUUAUAUACCUUUCCAGGUUCAUCCUUCAUCUCGGAGUCUUCAGGUUGUGAAACGUGGACUUCUUCAUCCAAAUACCCAUUCAGAAACGCUGAAUUCACGUCAAGGUGAUGCACACGUCACCCAUUUGAACCUGCGAGGGCCAAGAUGACUCGAUGUUUCUAUCCUUGCAACUGGUGCGAAGACCUCUUCAAAAUCGAUGCCCUGUUUUUGAACGUAUCCUUUUGCUACGAUUCUGGCUUUGUGCUUCAGGAUAUUUCCUUUUGGGUCUUGCUUUACCUUGAAAACCCACUUUAGACCUAUUGACUUUCUCCUUUUUGGUAGUUCGACUAGAUUCCACAUACCAUUCUUCUCAAUCGAUAACAAUUCUUCUUUCAUCGUAUUGACCCAUUCCACCUUAUUUUUGGCUUCUUGGUACGUGGAUGGUUCUUCAACGUCUUGAGUCAUCCACAAAUGUUCAGUCGCUUCAUAAAAAUCCGUAAGCAUUCUCUAUCGUUUAGGGGCACCGCCACCGGUGGAGCUGGAAGCCGUGCUUGAAAAAUUGGGUGAAAUCAGUGCAUUUGGCAUUGACGGUGAGUUCGUUGGACUUAAUGGACUAUCGUGUGGGCCUGUUUGAGGGUCCAAUUGGUAGUUGGGAUGAGACUCACUACUAGUUCAGUCCACAUUAACUGGGGAUUGAUUGGUAUCAUGACCAUUGGGUGUAACUUGGAUUGAACCAUCUUCAUCAUCGACAUUUUCUUCACCGACAAAGCCUUCAUCGUUGAAGUCGAAACUUCAACGGUGAAGCUCAUCCCUUGUGUUCCUAUGAUUUUUGUUGUUUUCUCCCACAUCCAUGUCUUACCUUCCUCAAACACGACGUUUCUGCUUACAUAAAUCGACCCAGUGUCAGGAUCCAACAACCUAUACACUUUCGUUCCUUUUUCACCCCCAGAUGUACACCACACAUACUUCUUUCGUCCAACUUCUUCAGGUGAUUCUUAGCAAUCAUCUUAUAUGCAACGCACCCAAAUACCCUCAGGUGACCAACAUGUGGCUUGAGACCAGUCCACAUUUCAUAGGGUGUGGUAUCCUUCAACGCCUUCGUGCUUACCCUAUUCAACACAUAGACGACAUAGCUCACAACUUCACCCGAUAUCGUAUGUGAUACAUGCAUCGUCUUCAAGUUGCUUCUCAUCAUUUCAAUCACUGUUCGAUUACGCCUUUCCACCACCCCAUUCUGCUGUGGGGAAUAGGGUGAGGUGAAAUGUCGCUCGAGUCCGGUUUCAUUACAGUAGGUGGUGAAUUGGUUUGACAGAAAUUCACCACCUCUAUCUGUUCUUAGAACUUUGACUUUCUCUCCUGUUUCGAUCUCUACUUUUGCUCUGAAGUUUUUGAAGAAUUCAAAACCUUUGUCUUUUAUUUUCAUCAAAUAUACCCACAUUACUCUACUGUAAUCGUCUGCAAGGAGCAUGAAGUACAUGUUGCAUGCUGGUGUAGGGGGUGAGACUGGACCGCACAAGUCUCCGUGAAUCAAUUCGAGCCUCUUCCGUGCUUUGAAACUUGUACAUGAUGGAUAGGGUUUUCUUGAUUGUUUCCCAAUCAAGCAUCCUUCGCAUGGCUGGGAUGGUAUGACCAUCUUCAUAAUUCCUUCAAUUAUCCCUUUCUCUCACAUUGAUUUCAAAGAAGUUAAAUUUACGUGACCUAACCUUGUGUGCCAGAACCAGGUUGGGUCACUGAUUUUGACAACUACACACCUCGAGGUGACUUCUUUUAGCUCAGUCUUGUAGAGACGAUUUGGUGAACGUUGUACCUUCAUGGGCAAUCUCAUUAGUCAUAAACCCUUUGGGAAUUCUGCUUGAUCUUGAUCUCAUCUCCUCCUUUUGACAGUUGGCCAAGGCUUAUGAUGUUGCUGCACAACUCAGGUAUAUAGUACACUUCUUUUAGUUUUCUUUGCUCACCAUUUUUACAUUGGAAGAUGAUUUUAAUGCCCGUGUUUCUAGGCUAAUCAUUAGUGUGAUGAUGUAAUAGUUAGAGUCAACAAUGUAACCUACUUUGAUGUAAUUAUUUGAACAUUAUGUGAAUUAUAUGAUUUUUAUGUGCAUUAUACUUAUUUAUAAAAUAUAAUAAGUUAAGAAUAAAAAUAAUCGCCAAAAAUAAAAUAAUAGAUAGACCCAAUAUCUAUGAAUAACGUUGUAGUGGUCGUGACAAGGAUUCCAUAGAUAUAAAGAACGCUGAAAUCCGAGUUAUAACGAAGAAGUUAUGACUUGUCGAAGUUUCGCGACAAAACCGACAGUACGUUGUGUGCCGUAAAAGGUGAGUUUACGAUAAAGUACUUUUUAGCCUUAGCAAUCUAAACAAAAUUCGUAGUAUACGUUGAACCGAGAGCAUGAAUAAAAAGAACGCCCAAAUCUAAUUUCGUAUGAGGAAGUUAUGAUUUUUCUAAGAUUCGACAUAGCAGUAUGCAGCCCGGAGUUCGAAUGUUAGAUCGACCGAUUUUUAGCCGACACAACCUAACGAGAAUCAAAGAUCUCGUUAAUAGGAGCUCAACGAUAAAAAGACAGACUAAAAUGGACGUCGGAUGACAAAGUUAUGAAAUUUUAACUGACUUUUCCUAUCCCGACCUGUUAAAAAUAAAACUUUAAAAAUAAAGUCAAAAUUAGCCAACGGAGUCUAAAUGAAAGUUGUAGAGUACGUCUCCACCUACACGUGGAUAUAAAGAAAUUUGAAAAUGGAGCUCUUAUACGAAAGUUACGGAUUUUAGAACUCGGGAAUGAUAAAUGUGAGACUGCUCAAGGAACGCCCCGCGCAAGUAGAGGGAACGCCCUGCGCUCGCAUGCAUGGCUCCGAAUCAGCCAUGUCGCCCCAGCUAGCUUCGACACGCGCCCCCUUCGGUCGCGCUACGUUCGAAUGAGCGCCCUGCGCACCCGGAACGCACUGCGCUUCACCGAGGAACGCCCUGCACACCGAGGCUCUAGCCUCCUAUAAAAGGAGGUGCGAGGGUAGCUCUCAUUCCUCACUCCUCACCCAUUCUCUCUCUAAUCUCUAUCUAAACAACCCCAACCCCUAGUAUCUUCAUAGUGCUAGAAGAAGGCCCCGGAGUGCCCGAAGGCUCCAAGAAAAAGAGCUUUUCGGCUCGGGAAGUUCUGCCCCCACAGAACCCGGUUUUUAGCAAAAUCCGUUGUAAUUCAGAUACGUUUACCAUUUAGUAUUGUUAUUAUGAACUUAUAAUAAAUAUUUGGGCUAUUAUUAUGACUUAUAUAAGUGUCGUUAUAACAUCUUUUUAACUACUCGCGGUACGGAGAAUCCGGUUUGAAGGGCCGCCUGGGUUGUUGGAUUUCAGAAGUGCUUUAAUGCCAAAAUGGUAUUGCCCUCCGGUGUUUCAUGUUUGGCCCAUGUCUGUACAUAGUGGUUGGAAAGUAUUAUUUAACACUUAUAUAGUAAUAAUAAUACUAAGACUAUUAAUUUGUCGCAUUAAAUAUUAGACUAAAAUCUAGUGUUAAUGAUACUAGGUUUCGUCAAAGGAAUGUAAAUUAAUAGAAGCGAAGCGCUGUCUGAUUUCGGAAUCACCACCUUAACAGAUGAGUGAGGAUAAUGGGAACAGAUAGUGGCACAAGAGCAUAGAUGCGAUGACUUGAUGAGAGAUUAUGGAUUAUAGGCCAAUAGAUAUAAAUAAAUGUUGUAAGGCCUAUGUUGUUCUGUUUAUGCUUUUAAUCUGUAUUGACAAUGACAUCCCAAGGUUUUUAAUAUAAUGAAAUACAUUUCUUCGAAAAUGCUUUGAUAAAAUCUUUAUCAUAAUUUUUUGGAACAAAUUCCGCAACACUUUCUUUAAAAAGUUACUCUGAUUUUUAUAUAAAGCAUAAACAAAAUCGUUCUUUUCUGGCCGUGAAAAUGGGGAUGUCACAACGAUCAUACCUCUUCCUUCAAUUCUAAAUUUUGAAUUGUUUCCAAACUUUACAGAGCCUUGGAUUUUUGUGUCUAGUUCCCGAAAUUUGCUCCUUUCUCCAGUCAUGUGAUUACUGGACCCUGUAUCUAGAUACCACAUGCUUGAUUCACACACAAUAUCUCCAUUUGACUUCAGCUUUGGAUUUACCUUCUCUUCAUUCAGAAAUACUUCUCUGGUUUUUUCAUUGAAAGAUGAUAACAACAGGGCUGGUUCAUUGUCGGUAUUCUCUUAGAUCAUAUUGUUUUCUAUAUUUCUCUCCUUCCUUGGGUUCUUGCAUUUAGCUACAUAAUGCCCAAAGUCUUGGUAGUUGUAGCAUUGAAUUUCACUGUUGUCUUGACUGUGGUUUCCACUGUAGUUUCUUUCUUUCUGUUGGUGAGAACCACCUCUGCCACGACCACCUCGACCACCAAAAGAACCACCUCUGCUCCGACCUCUUCCUUUUCCCCGUGAUGACCCUCCAUGGUUCCCUUUUGAGGCAGUUUUAGAACCACCCUCACAUUUCUUCUUGUUUCUCUCAGUCCAUUCUUGGUGAGUUAAGAGACGUUUCCGAUCAUCUGUUUCACCAUGCCCUUUCAUUCGUUCUUCAUAGGCCUUUAACCUCCCAAUCACUUCUCUACCGUCAUCUUAUCCAAAUCAGCAAAUUGCUCGAGUAUUGAUGCUAUCUGAAGGAACUUGGUUGGUACUGCCCUAAGUAGCUUCUUCACCACUUAGGAUUCAUCCACAGUAUCCCCGAAGGUGCGCAUAGUAUGUACUAUGUUGGUUACUUUCACAAAAAACUCAUCUACUCCUUCUGUUUCUUUCAUGUUUAAGGAUUCAAACUCAAAUUUUAGUGUUUGAAUCCUUGAUGUCUUUAUUCUGUCUGCCCCCAUGAACAUUUUCUUUAAAGCAUCCCAUGCUUCUUUGGCUGUUUUCUUCUCAGCCAAUGACAACAGUAAGUCUUCAGGUAUCCCUUGAUAAAUGGCUGCCAAAGCUAGUUUAUCCUUUUUUACUUCCACCAAUAUGUUUGCUAUUCUAGGUUCAACAGCAUCCCAAACACCUUGGGCCUGCAUAAAUACUAUCAUCUUGAUUGCCUAUGCAACAUAAUUGGAUCUUGACAACAUUGGAUAGUGAAGUGUGACCUGUCCAUCCUUCUCACCAUUGCUUCCUGACAUCUUUAUCACACGAGGUUGGUAUUUGGGCAUGCACCAUGUUUGCUCUGAUACCAAAAUGUUGGUUUCAGGCCAGCUCACUCAAGCUUUGCAAAACAGGGGACAAAGAAUUAACACAGGGAAGAGGCAAAUGUAUCUAUGUUUUAUUCAUUGAUAAUGAAAGGAAACAUGGGACAAAAUACAAUGUACACCUGCCUAUCAAUUUAAACUGGAAACUUUGCAGAAAAAUAGGAAACAAACUUGACUAGUUGCCAAAGACUAGGAACUCACUCACUUACUCACUGGCAUCUUUGAUUUAUUCAAAGCUAAUAAAAACAUGCAUAAGCAUGAUAUUCUAAAUUAAACUUAACAUCUCUCUCUCUCUCUCUCUCUCGCUCUCUCUCUCCACAAAUCGACAUACCGUCAAAUGAAGAGGUGGGGGUACCAAGGCUGAGUUUUUUCAUUAAUAAAUAAUGUUUAAAACAUAUUUAAGAAUGAUAGAAUGAAAAAAAAAGUGUUGUGUAAAUAAAAUGUUAAGGGUGUUAGUCUUGUAUGGAUAAGUUUUGAAUGGAUAAACAUGUCAGAAAUAAGUGUUGUAUGAAUGUAGACUGUUUCUUUGAAUGAACACUAACUAUUAAUAUUCUAUUUGUAGGAAGCUAUUGGUUUUAUUUCAUCGAUUGGCUCAGUCGGAUCCCUUUUUGGUGCAAUAUUGUAUCAACAUAGUUUAAAGACUCAUCCUAUCCGAAAUGUACUAUUUUGGGCUCAGUUGUUUUUGAGCUUAUCAGGGAUGCUAGAUCUUGUCUUAAUACUUAGGCUAAACCUAAAACUAGGAAUCCCUGAUAUGUUAUUUGCGAUUAUCAACGAAAGUGUCUUCCAGUUGGUACAAAAUUUGAAGUGGUUGACAUUUUAUGUUAUAACUUCGAAGCUUUGUCCAAGUGACAUCGAGGGCACAUUCUUCGCUUUGGUCAUGUCCAUUGACAAUUUGGGCAACUCUUCCUCAGAAUGGCUUGGUGGCUCACUUCUUUGUUACCUAAAUGUCACAAGUACACAAUUUGAUAAGUUAUGGCAAGCAAUUUUGAUUCGAAAUGUUAUGAGAAUUGCACCUCUUUGUUUUCUGUGUUUGGUGCCUAAUGGUGGUGAGGAUAGUGAAUCCGGGUCGAGUAAUUUACAAGAUAAUGAAGCAUUGGAACCCAGAAACGUGGAACUUACACCCCUCAUUGCAAAUGCUUCAAGUUGAAAUAAGGCUUAAAAACAUUGAGAAACAUUUUAUUUAUUUUUGUUUUGUUACAUUUAUUUAGCAAGGGGCAAGAUUAAUUGGUCAGAGAAAGGCAAAAUUAUGUUAUGAGAUAAGGUAAAAUUGAUAUGAGGUAUUGAUACUAAUCUAGUUAGAUAAUGUUCCAUGUACUCAAAAACACGGUAUAAGUCGGAUGAAGUUCGUGAAGUGAUUAAUUCUUGGAGUUUGAUUACAUUUGGAUGAUUGAGUCUUUUCAAGAAAAGGAUUUCUCUUGCCGUGAACUUGACAAUUUUUGAAUCCAUGCUGUCAAAUCGUACUCUUUUUAAAGCAACAGUUUUUAGAUUUGGUCCAAAGGCAUUUUGGUGCUUUAGAAAAAAAACCUAAUUAGUCAAAAGUUAAAGUUAACACCAGAAGGACCAUUCAUGCAAAUUUUGAAAGCAUAGGCAUUAGUGGCAUGACAUUUUUCAUAAACGUCCUCAAAGUGCAAUAUUUUGCAAAUCAUAAGGACCAAUUAUAAAAUUUUGUAUAGUUCAUAUUAUUCAAGCACUAUUCUGUAAGAUUUAUUUUUUCUAUGGUAUUUUUCAUUUGAAUUCAAUAUGUCCAUCUAAAUAAUUUGCAAUCACCACAUACUCUGUAAGAUUUAUUUUUUCUACGAUAUUUUUCAUUUGAAUUCAACAUGUCCAUCUAAAUAAUUUGCAAUCACGACAUAUAGUAGGAUUUAAAUUUUAUUUAAGUAUUGUAUUUAUCAUGGGAGGUUUUAGAUUUGUAAACACUAUUAUGUUAUUAAAUUCAUUCAAAUUUUAGUAAUUCAAUAAUUUUACUUAAACUGUUAAUGUUUUUUAAGUGUGAAACAACUUUAUUGUUGGUUUUUUCCCGACCCAUUGUGACAAUGUAGUCACAACACUGUGUAUGAUUAUGGAGGGGUG